Molecule: messenger RNA, 354 nt
Organism: Soboliphyme baturini
Lineage: Eukaryota; Metazoa; Nematoda; Enoplea; Dioctophymatida; Soboliphymatidae
Source: the annotation of a GenBank genome assembly
AUGCGCCCCACAACUCCGCCGUUGCCGGUACCAAGCACAGUCGAGAAGGAGGGUUUGAAACUGUGGCGAAGUCCCCGUCAAAUUUCGCGACCUGCAAGUCAUGGUACGGACGUGUUCGAAAAUUAUACCGACUCGGUCGUCGCCCGCGGUGCCAACGACCGCGCAAGCUGUUGUGGGACUGAGGCAGGCUGCGAAGAGUCGCCGAUCAGAACCUGCUCAUCGUCCUCAGCGAGCCGGGGACGUAGUAGCACAACAACGGCUGACGAAGACCGACGGAACGACGACGAAGAUAUCAGUCAGCAACGGAGUCGCUACCCGUUCUUAACGGAGGCAGACAGCGCGAGACCAUUAUAG